UCGGGGCCGAUUCUUGGAGGAGGAGUUUCGUUAUUUCGUUUUUAGAGCCUCCUUUAAUACAAAGCAAUAGCUAACUGCCCAUCUAAAUGGCGGCUUCGUAAUUUUGAUUUCGCACCUUUUCAAGUUCUGUAACUGUUGUUAACAAUAUUUGGAACUUCGCCAUGUUAACCCUAUCCGAGUCUUAGGAACACCGACCAAAAUGUUUUUCUUAUCAGACUGCAUUGAAUUCAUAUGGUAAUUUCAUCACCUGAUAGCUUGAUAGCUUGGAACUGACUCAAGUUUCUGAAACUUAGCUGCCAACAAGUGUGUGAUCCUUGUGGAUAUUUCACUUAUUAAAAGUAUAAUCUAAAUGGCAGAAAGUACUAGUGUAGCUCAUUUAGAGCAAGAUCUCAAAAAAUUACUGGGUAUUACUUCAAGUGCCAAUGUCCCAACACCAUCACAGUCAGCACAAAAUUCGGCUUGUCGAAGAAACCGGAAGGUUGUUUCUCAGCCUGAAAAAUCAGAUACUUCAGCAACCAAAAUUAUAACUAAGGUUUCUAGAGGAAAAAAUAGUGAGUCAACUCCAGACAAAGGACCCCAAAAGCCUCUGGCUAACCAAAGAAAAGAAGUUUCUCACAGCGAAACUUCUUCUAGCACCAAACCUAUUGAAAAGUCUGUAAAAGGAGAAAAUGCAUCAGCAAAUCUAAAGGAUGAUAGUGCACAAGAAAAAAAGAACAAUGUUGCACAAAAACAUCCAUCAAGACAACAAAUUCCAAAUGAGUCAACCUCCAUUUCAGGUUUCAUGCGUGACCGUCGUUGGCAUCAAGAUGACCAAACUACGAAGAAAGACGAGAGAGUCUUAAGCAGUAAUGGAGAAGAAAUUCCACAGAAUUGGCGCCAACCACCUAAAAAAAUUAGCCAAGUAUCUCGCAAGGUGACGCCUAAGGAGAGUAACUCAUCUGCAGGUGAGCAGAAUAGCAGCAAACGUGCAAACCUGUCAGAAGCUACUGUGGCCGACAACGUGAACGAUGUGUCGGAAGGAACAACAAAAAGCGGUAUGAAAGAUGAUAGACGACAAAAAGGAGCGGGGGCCAAGGCCAGGACCACUGAAAAAUUUCGUGUUAAGAAGGAUGCUUUAAAAAAAGAACGUAAUGAAUUAACUUCUCGUUUGAUCUUAGAAUAUAAAGAAGUUCCCAAACAUCUUUUGGAAUCCAACUACCCCGUAGGAAUAGUUCCAUCUUGUCCACCUAUUGACUCGGCUGCUCUAUCCAAUGGUGAAAAAAAUGGCGCGGGACCUGUCUCAAAAGAUGCUGAAAAAACCCAUCGUGAUGAACUUCCGCAAAUGACUAAUCAAGAUGGAGAAGAGGUGGUCCGAAUAGUGGUCUUGCCGACGCCACCUCAACAACAACGAAAGAAAGGAGUCAAGCGUGAGAAACAGGAAGCUCCAGGAAAGGCGGAAAAGGAUAGGUCCAGCAGUAGUUCUUCGUCUUCAAGUGAAGAGGAAAAAAGACCAAGGCCUAACACAGUCCAGCAGCCUCUGAUAUUCAAUAUACACAGACCUGAAUUGGAGAUAUUCCGCAGAAGGGGUGUUCUCCCACUGAAGCACAUUAGCCCGAAAUUUCCCAGGGCCAUUUUUCACUGUCGGUUAUGCAGUUUUCACAUCAGCAGCAUACCAGAAGUGUACCGUCACACCAAAGACGACCGACACGUUCGACUUCAGAAGCAAGAAAUGAACCGCCAAACAGCGUCGUUGAUGCCUUUACCAACCCCUGAAAUCGCCGAUGUCAUUGAGCAGUUCGUCGAAAAUAUAUACCACUGUUCUGGUCUAACCAAAGGGGAUCUGAAAAUCCGUAAAUCUGCUACAGAGUUCCUAAAAAACAUGAUAGAAAUGGCUUUUCCAGGAUUUACUAUAAGGCCCUAUGGUUCUAUCAUCACAGAGCUUGGACUUCGAGCUUCAGACGUCAAUGUUGGUUUGUUAGAAAUCUCUCCUGAUACGAAGAAGGACGGAUUAAUUAUCAUUCAAGUUCUGUCCUGGCUGCGAGGUCCCGCAUCUAACACGUUCCGACACAUCAGCGACGAUUUGAAUUGUCGAACGCCCGUCAUCCACUUUCGAUACGAGCAAAUGGGCAUCACGUUCGCUAUGGUUGUUGAAAGCGAAAAUGCCUAUAAAACAACUCUUCUUUUGCAACAAUAUCGGGACAUAGAUCCACGUUUUGCGGUGCUAACCGUAGCGUUUCGCACCUUCGCUCGUAUUUGCUCUCUCGACCAACCGGAAUUGGGCUCUUUGCCUUCGCAUGCUUUUACCCUCAUGGUCCUGUACUAUUUGCAACAAGACCGUGUUUUACCCGUUUUACACCAACUGAAAAAAAGUGACAGGGAAGACGACUAUAUGACUGCUGCCGAGUUUCUUCAAAUGAAGAAAAGAGGCGAAUGGGUACCCAAGGAUUUGACUCUAGCCCAUCUCUGGUUGGGCCUUUUGAAAUUUUAUGCCUACACUUUCACGAACAACGAGCAUGCCGUCUGUGUCCGCUCUAUUGAGCCAUUGUUGCGUUCAACAAAAAAUUGGGGCAAUCGUCGUAUCGCUAUUGAAGAUCCAUUUCAUUGCAAUGUCAAUAUGGGCGCAUUUAUGUCGACCGCUCAAGCAUUUGAAUUUUUCAUUGAUUGUAUACGCAACAUAUUUCAUUACUUUUGGGUCCCACAAACUGCCAAUGGACCGCUGUUUGUCCAUUUACUGUUGCCUGGUGAAAUCAACAUCGAUGAUCCCCUACAGUGUACUCCGGCGGAAGCUGUAAGAAGAAUGACAGCGUUGAAAAAAGAAGAUGUCAAAUGGGAUUUUCAACCAGAAAAAAUCUUACUUUCGAAACGUCUGCCAGUUAUUUGCACUGUUUGCGGUGCUGAUGGACACACGAAACAAAAGUGCACCGAGCUGGAAGUGCCGGACGUUGGCUUCAUACCGCCACCGGAUUUCAGUUAUUUUGCUCUCUUAGACAACGUCUGCUGGAAUAUCUUUCGCAACUUUGCUCAAAGGGAGGUGGAUACCGCCAAUAGGAAAACUAUCCAAAAAGAGCUUGAAACGCAUAUUCGCGGUGACUAUCCGGAUGCUGUCCUGUCCAUGUUUGGAUCAUCGUGCAAUGGUUUUGGAUUCGCUGAUAGUGACGUGGACCUUUGUUUGACAUUCGAUUCCAACGAAGACGGCAAAGGCAUAGAUUUCGUGGCGGUCGUCAAAAAGUUGGCCAACAGUUUAAGACGUAAUCGUUUCUUUUGCGACAUUAUUCCCAUAUCAUCAGCGAAGGUUCCCAUCGUUAAAUUGCGUCACAGACCAACAGGUUUGGAGUCGGACAUUUCGUUGUAUAAUCAACUUGGUCGGCGGAAUUCACAACUUCUCGCAACCUAUUGCGCGAUUGACUCGCGCGUUCGGAUCCUGGGUUACAUGACAAAAUUAUUAGCCAAACAAUGCGAAAUUGGUGAUGCUUCCCGCGGCUCGCUCUCUUCUUAUGCAUACACUUUAAUGGUCAUUCAUUACUUGCAACAAGUCACACCGCCUGUUAUCCCCGUUCUCCAAGAGAUCAAGUUUGAGGGCCCCGACAGGGAAAAGUACAUUGUCGAAGGAUGGGAUACGUGGUUUUUUGAAAAUGCUGAAGAUUUGGGAAGAGUGUGGCCGCAUCAUGGUACCAACCGCGAACCACCCUCAACAUUGUGGCUUGGAUUUUUACUUUAUUAUGCCAAAUUAUUCGAUUAUCGCUUGCAAGUUGUCUCUAUCCGACAGCUAAAACCGCUUUUCAGGCUUGAAAAGAUGUGGACUGAUCGUCCAAUCGCAAUCGAAGACCCCUUUGACUUGAGUCACAAUCUGGGAUCGGGAGUAUCGCUUCGCAUGGGUGCUUACAUCCGUCGGGUAUUCGUGACCGCUCGGAGGUUUUUUCAGACUCCCGUCAGAGCACUGCCCCCUCAUUUUUCGUCCUUGGAGGAAUAUCUGUUCAACCCCAAAGUGCUGAUUGCCACCGGACCACCACCAAACGAUCGUGGAUGUUUAAUUUGUGGCAAAGUUGGACACAAGGCCAAAGAAUGUGAUAACAGGGGAAAGAGGAACAGGGGUCAAGAUCAAAACCCUCCCCUGCCAAGAGAUAAUCCGCAGAAUGCGGCACAGGAAGUACAUAACAGAAAUGUGCCUCAGCAAACAAUGAAUCGUGACAGAGGUCCUCACCAGAUGAACCGAUACAGACCUCAAGGAUUUCAUCAGAUGAACCGUGAUAGAGGAGGACCAGUACAACAGCAUCAGCAGGCCAAUAGGCAUAGACCUGUUCGACCAAACCAUAGACCUGGGAUGCCCCAAAACAGCGGGGAACGAAUCUUUACGGCUAGACGACCAACUGCAGAUCCCAAUCAGCCAUAAUUAGGCGUAUUAGGUUGGUUUUGAUGAAGAAAAAAACCCUAAGAUUUUAGACGGAGAUAAAUUCUACGGAAAUUCUGUAAUUUGGUUUCUUCUUUUUUUACAAUUGAAAAAGAGAAACCCUAUUUUUCUUUUUUUUACAUUAUGGUUUAAAAUUUUUCUUGACAGCUGUCACUUAACACACCGAACGUUUGCUACCGUUUUCGAAAUUGUUGAUGAAUAUGAUUCUUUUCAAUUGUAAAUACUUUUUUAAUACAUUGGGGUAUGACCGACCUGCCCAUAUCGUGGCAGAGUCUAAUUACAA
This is a messenger RNA of Daphnia magna, 4670 nucleotides long. RefSeq names its product terminal uridylyltransferase 4. The record is from RefSeq and is a predicted model, not a curated record. Gene Ontology annotation, molecular function: RNA uridylyltransferase activity; zinc ion binding; nucleic acid binding. NCBI's taxonomy places the organism in Eukaryota, Metazoa, Arthropoda, Branchiopoda, Diplostraca, Daphniidae.